UUGAAGAGGCGGGAAUUUCCUGUUACGAUUUGUACACAUGUUAAAUGGAAACGAUGUGGGAUGUACAGCAAGUUCGUCUGUACCACCUGACUGCAUCAUAAUAUGUGACAGGGCGUUGGUAAAGUCUCUGUAGAGACGAAAGGUGGACUCAUCUGUUUGCAGUGUUAUUGUCCACUUGAGGCACUAUGAGUCUGGUUCUUUCUGAUCUCUUGGUGUGCUGCAGGGGACUGGAGAAUGACAAGGCUACAGAGAGGAAGAAACAAGCGGAACGCUUCAGACAGCUCAUUCGAUCUCCAGAGAUUGUGCAAGAACUUGAUCGGACCUCGGGGCUUAAAACCAAAGGCUCCAAACAGCUCACAUGGGAUGCUGUUUUCAGAUUUUUGCAACGUUACCUCCAACGGGAGACCGAAGCCAUGAAACUGAGUAAAUCCAACGUCACCAGCACAACGCUGGCCAUCCGCCAGAAGAAGAUGGCUGAAAUGAGCAGUUUGAUCAAAUUUUUUGUCGGCUACGCAAACAAACGUGGGCCGCGGCUAAAGUGCAGUGAGCUUCUUAAGCAUGUGAUUGAGGUUCUUCAAAAUCCAUAUAGCUGCUCAGCCUAUGGCAAAGACUACAGCAGCCUGCUCCUAAAGGAAAUCCUGUCUGUUCGCAAGUACUGGUGUGACAUCACUCCACAGCAGUGGCACAGUCUUUUGGAUGUGUACAGUGGCUUUUUCAUCUCCCCAUCCAAAUGCAUCAACCGCAUUCUUGUAAGUCGGGUCAUCAACACAGUGGUGCAGGGCAUGUGCGUGCAGACUGAUGGAUUCAACAGAGACCUGUUUGGCUUCUUCUCCAAAGCAUUUCUCAAUGCAAGGCAGGAGAAGCACUUGACUGUUCUGGAGCAUGUCAUCUCAGCGCUUAACACCUUCUUGAAAACUGUAGCAAAGAACUGUCGGAUGAGGGUGUGUCAACUCGGUGAGGAAAUACUACCAUCAAUACUGUAUGUCUGGACCAACAUGAGGCCCAGUGCUGCUCUCAAAGAGGGGAUUGUGGAGUUCUUCAACUUGCAGCUCUGCGUACACCAUCCCGAAGGAGCAAAGACCCAGGACACAGGUGGGCAUGCCGAAGACUGGGCCAAGUGGCGGGAUUUGAUGUAUAACCUCUACGAAGCAUUAGUGAGAGAAAUCAGUCAUAUUGGUAGCAGAGGAAAGUAUGUCACUGGCAUGAGACGCAUCGACGUCAAAGACAACAUCAUCAAGCUCACAGCUGAUAUUUGUCACCAGCUUUUCAGUAUUGACAAAGACUCUCAAAUCUCAGAGGCGACGUAUGCCUCUUCCCUGAUGGCUAGUUCCUUCUGUGGAACACCAAGCAAGAAACGGCGAAUCGACCUCAGUUGGAAUGUUCUUUUGGACCGCCUUCAACCUCAGUGUAGCGACUUUGAUAUCAUCCCGUGGUUGCAGGUCACGGAAGCACUCGUAUCAAAGUACCCAUCUAUGGUGCCCGGCCGAGUGAUUGUCCCACUGUUAUCAGUGUUGCACCAAGUCUUGGCCGAACAGCGGAGAGGAGAAAGGGGGCCAUACGUGCUGCGUUGUUUACGAGAAGUAGCCCGGUGUCAAGCCCAUUUGCCAGAAAGGAUGAGAGUUUACAAGACAGAGUUGGACAGACUAUGGAGUCGGGUGUGGCCUCUGUCACUGCGGGGUGUGGGCUCACCCCAGUUAGAAGCGCUCAGCCUUGACCUGCUGGUCUCCAUUGUCCACGGUGGACUGGUCAAUAUGGAUAGAGAGUUCUGGAAACUCUUUUCAGAAUCAGCAUGUAAACCAUCCCAAAGCGCAGUGAUUUGUUUGGCCCAGGCUCUUCUGAAGUGUCCAGUCCCUAAGAAGCAUCUGGGACUCCCAGAUGGAUCAGGGUCAGUUAACCUGAAGGAAACGCUAAUAGGCUGGUUGUUGAUGACCGAUCAGAGCGAUGAAAUGGAGGAUAGCUCCAGACCUCAUCCAAUCAUUUGCAGCGAUUUUCCUCACAAUCUAAUCGCAAACAUCCUGGUCUCCUUGACUUUAAAAGAUACCCGCACUGGCCUGAAUUUUCUUCUCGGUUCUGAGGGUGUGGAGAGUGAUGUUUCAAAUGAGUUGACGUCGCUGAAUGUCGAUGAGGAUUUAGACGAGGUUGAGAGAUUGUACUUGCAGUUCAGCUUCAACACGCAGUCGGCACAAAGCAGAACAUCUGACAAGGAGUUCAAGGUGACGUCAACAAAUGGGCACUUCACGGUCAUCUCCAGUCUCAGAAAGAAGUUGGAGCAGUCUCUUCUUUGUGUCGCUGACAACCUUCUAAACCGAUACUUUCCUGACACUCAGUCUACCCCUCCAGAGUGCCUGUUGCGCUGUUUGAGCUUGCUCACAAGUGUUCAAGCGGGUUACAUCUCGACAGGCUGUCUGACUGAGGAUGAGGCAGGAUGCUCCCAGCUAUUCACUAAAGCUAAAACCCUGGCGCAGGAGUUCAGUGGAUUUGUUUCAAGCGUAAAAGUGAAGAUCAGUGAGGCGUUAACCAUGACCACACUGAAGUCUGUCAUGAGGCUGUGCACCAUUUCUGCCACAACAAAAAGCAAGGAACAUGUUUGCACAAUCUCCUCUCGUCUCUUCAUAAUGACUCUCCCAGCGAGCCUUGUCAAUGAGCUGGCAGAAAUUUAUAAAAUCAUGCUUAGCAGUGUUUCUCCCAGAGCUGCAUUGAUGGAUGAAGAUGAACCUACGGAUAAUGACUUGGAAAUGACUAAAGCUCAGCAUGAAGACGAUGAUCCUCUAUUUGAUGAUGAGCAGUCCCACAGUGGGACACAGAGACCCAGGGGACGAGACGACAAUGAAGUCUCAGGUGGACCAGGGGCAAAAAGCCUGUUGGCUGACGAGCAUUUGGCCCACCAGGAUCUUGCUCUCCUCGAAAUCUUGGAGUUCUUGUCUAAGUGCGGUUCAGUCCAGCCCGUCCAUGGCCAACUUUUUAAACCCCAAGAUGUGCGACGGAGGCUCUUGCUGCUGAUGGAGCAGAUUGACCCUAGCAUAGCCCUCCAUGUCAACAUGUAUCUCAUCCUGUUAAAGAAGCUUCCUGCUGAGGACUCUCUCACUCCUGAAGAGUUUGACUCCCUGCUCCGUCCUAUGGCGGACCUGUGUUCUCGGCAUCGUCAGGAUCAAGAGAUGUGUGUUGGACUUCUUUUGGCUUUAUUGCCCUCCAUCAGGAGCUUGGGGAGAACCCACAACAUGCAAUUGGAGAUGAAACAUGUGCAGGGGUCCCUGCUACAAGUGGUGUCAGGGUUCUGUUAUCUGAGCCAAACGGGGAAAUGCACGGCCACUGUCCGAACUGCUUUAGUGCGAUGUCUGAUUACGUUAUUAGAGGCUGACCCAUGUUGCAGGUGGGCCAUAUUGAGCAUCAGGGAGCCUGAAAGAGAGGAAGACCGUCCAGUGUCCGUCAUCCUUCCAUCUCUCCUUGCAGAUUCCCAUCACCAGGUCCGCAUGGUUGUGGCAAUGUCAUUGGAAAGGUUGUUUCUGGACAUGAGACCAGAACACAGAGACAGGAGAAAGAUGUUGUCGCACCAACAAGCAGCUUUUGAGAAUAUAUACCUGAAAGCUCAAGAGGGCAUGAGACCUGUGAAAAGCAACUCAGCCGAUGACGAGCAGGAUGAGAUUUUCAACCGUAAGGCCACCUUGCUGAAAAGUUUGUCAGUCGUGCUGUGUUGCAGUCCAGUCUGUGAGAAGCAGACCCUGUUUGCCCUCUUCCAGUCAUACAAGGAAAAUAAUAUAGAGGAGCACCUCAUUAAGAAGAUGUUGUGUAGUGUAUCCAGAGCACUCGGUUACAACAAGAUCAAGACUUUUGUCAGCUCUCACCUGUACUAUUUGGUCGCCGAGUGGCUCUCCCAGAGACAGUCUGACGACAGCUACACGCUUGAAUCAUUCCCUUUCACGCUACUUGACCAUGGCACGCUCAAAGAUUUCUAUAGCUCUUCUUACCAGGUGCUCAUCCCGCACCUUGUCUUCCUGGAUGACUUCGACCAGGUGAAGUCCAUUGGUUUGUAUCUCGAGAGGGACUGGAGAGAGCUUUUAGCUGACUGUUUCCCCAACAUCAUGGUCAACAUUCUGCCAUACUUUGCGCUGUCUGGCCCGGAGAAACGGGUAGCACAGCAGAGGGAGAAGGCCCAUCGUGUGUAUGACCUACUCAAAGACGCAAACUGUUUGGGCAAACAGCAAAUUGACAGCCUGAUCCACAGCAACCUACCAGAGAUUGUUGUUGAACUGCUAAUGACCCUCUAUGAAGGGGGUGCCGCUGAAGCAGACAGAGGAGACUUGAAACGCUUUAUAGGGGAAUUGGAUCCCGUCCCAAACCCACCAUACUUCAGCUCUCAUGUCAUCAAAUCUACACUGGACUAUCUCAGUAAAUGCCAUAGCGCAAACCAUAAGUCUCUGGUGACCAUUCUGUCAAAAACUCCAAUAUCUAUACAGAGCACUCUGCUGGCGGUGUGUGAAAAGGCAGCAAUGACAACAAACGGUUACGAACGGCAUCGCAUCCUCCUGAUGUAUCACCUCUUUGUCAACCUACUGCUCAAGGAGGUGAAAGAUGGUCUUGGAGGAGCCUGGGCUUUUGUCCUCAGGGACAUCAUCUACACACUCAUCCACCAUAUCAACAGCUGGCUGGUGCAUGCAGAUACACACAGACCAGUUCCGUGUGAUGAGGUCUCCAUUCGAAGCUUGUCCCUGUGCUGUGACCUCUUGACUGUGGUGUGUCAGACUGCUCUGCAGUUCUGUGAUGAUGCUCUAGACUGCCACCUAAAGGUCAUUGUUGGUACUCUCACUGCACAGGUGACCAGCCAGCCAGCUAUCUCACAGCAGGUGCUUGGUCUAUUGCACUUUCUUAUAAUUAAAAAUCAACACAAAUUGAAGGGAGCCAUUUGCAAAUUGGAGCCAUUUCCUGACCUACCUAAAUUCCAAGAGCUGCGUUCUGUCCAGAACAAUCUCAAAUACAAUUCUGGGACCUUCACAUUGAGACAGGAGAUAUCACACUUCCUGUCUGUGAUGCCUUCUGACUCAUUACCCCUGACAAGACUUGAGGGAAUUGAGCAACUUUCCCAAAAACUACAUGACAACAAAGAUGAGAUAAAACAGUUACUCAAAGAGUGCCAUGUGGAGCCCACCAACAGUAUCCUAGUAAAAUUGGUUCUGAACCUGCUGCAGCUCUGUAAGACGGCAACCAACCACCCUGAUGGAGCUGAUAUUCUAGAGGCCGCAGGAAGUAUUUUGGGAGAACUGGGCCCUGUAGAUCUCUCCACCAUCGUCUUGCUCCACGGCAGAGAUCCGCUUUAUGAAAAGGCUGUGAGCCUCUUCCCGUCCACUGCCUCGCAGUGUGUUUACAUCAUCCUUAACUGCAUCAAUGACUCUCUCACACACCAAUGUAUUGAUGUGAGGCAAGCAGCGACUCAAUCUGUGAAGGACAUCCUUGCCACUCAGUCUGGUAUCACCUUUUGGGAGCAGCACAAACAAAGUAGAGACUCUAUGUUGGCAUACUUAAAUCCAUUUCGAAAAGCCAACAGGAAGGCGGCUGUUGUGAGAGCUGAGGAACGUUCGCAGGGCAGGGAGAAGCUAGAGAACCAAGACUUUUGGAUCCCACAGAUGGGAAGCCACACAGUCUGGCUGAAGUCUCUAUGUACCGCCCUGCUAGACAGCGGAGGAGUCAAGAGCGAGGCUCUCCUACUGUCCCGACCUCUUUGUCUGGUGAACUUGGACUGUUGCCAGAGGCUGCUUCCGCUCAUCAUUCAUUCUAUCCUCCUGGAUGACAAUCAGGGCUCCUGGAGAGAGAUGCUUUCUUCCCAUAUCCAGGACUUCUUCAGUUUUUGUUCCAGAAGUGCUCAGGCUGCGAGCCGCUCCACCACACCACUCAACGUUGACUCUGAGACUGACUCCGCCAGCCAAGGCUUGUACGACAAGGCAUCUCUCCGUACCAUGCUGGCAGUUAUUGACUAUCUGAGACACCAGCAGAGACCCUUGAGCGAGUCAUGUGGCACAGUGUGUGAUUCCAAUUUCUGGCUGGACCUGAACUACCUGGAGGUGGCCAAAUCUGCACAGUCAUGCUCUGCUCACUUCACUGCUCUGCUCUACACUGAGAUAUAUGUGGAUAAGAUUAAAGCUAAUUUGGAGGACAGUAGCAGAACUAAAGGAAGAGCAACACGCAAAAUCAGCUUUGAAGAGAACAGCCAAAACGUCACCAUCGCCAGCCUGACUGAGAAAAGUAUGAAGGACUCCAAUAUCAGCUUGCAGGAGCUGCUAAUCGAUGUCUACCGUAGCAUCGGAGAGCCUGACAGUCUUUAUGGCUGUGGAGGAGAAACGAUGACCAGUCCACUAACAAGGAUUCGAACAUACGAGCAUGAAGCUAUGUGGGGGAAAGCUCUGACCUCAUAUGACCUUCACUCAACCCUGCCAGAUGUCACUCGACAAGUGGGAAUUGUUGAGGGUCUGCAGAACUUUGGUCUGAGUAGCAUACUUACCACCUACAUGAGGGGUCUGGAGAGUGAAGGGGUUGAGUGGGGAGCUGAACUGAGAGAGCUCCGUUUCCAGGUUGCCUGGAGGAACACCCAGUGGGACUGUGAUCUGUCUGAGAGUGGUGACAAACACAAGCCAGGAUUCCACGAAUCUGUGUUCUCUGCUUUGCAAGCUUUGAGGGACAAGGAGUUCUCCAUGUUUGAUGAUACGCUCAAACGGGCAAAGGGUAGAGAAGUAGAGGAGCUCUGCAGAGGCAGUCUGGAGGCAGUGUCGUCACUGUACCCGACCCUCAGGAACCUGCAGAGCAUCAGAGAGCUGGAGAGCAUCAAACUGCUGUUCUCAAGACCAUUCUCAGAGCUGGCUGUGAAGAAUGUGUGUAACCAGUGGCGGCAGCAUUCCCAGCUGCUAGCCAACAGUGAGUUUGCUUUGGUGGAGCCCAUCUUGGCCAUUCGGUCUGUGUCCUACAACACUCUGAUGUCCAAGGCGCUGGACCCCGGCAUUGCUCAGUAUCUCAGCUCGGUACUUACCGACCACUUACUGGAGAUGUGCCAGCUGGCUCGUAAAGCAGGGAACACGCAGUUGGCAGAGCGAGCAGUGUUUCAGAUGAAGCGGCAUGGAGUUGAAGGACACCGACCAGCAUCACCCGUAUCACUGUGGCAACUGGAGGAAGCGCAAGUGUUCUGGGUGAAGGGAGAACAGGGUCUGGCUCUUGGGCUCCUGAGACAGCUGGUACAGAAGCUUGAGGAAAAGAUUGACUUCAAUCCUGCUCUGGCACCUAUCUACACUGAGUGCCUCAGGCUCUGUGGUAACUGGCUGGCUGAAACGUGCCAGGAAAGUCCUGGAGUCAUUUUGGAAAAGUACUUAGAGAGGGCUGUUGAGGUAAUUGAGCGCGAGUCUGGAGUGCUGGACGCCCGGCUUCAGAAUGAGCGAAUGGAGGCCUUCCUGUCGCUGGCUCGUUUUUCAGACGCCCAGUACCAGAGCAUUGAUAAAUACAUGACUUCAUCUGAGUUUGAGAAUAAGCAAGCCUUGCUGGAGAAGGCUAAACAAGAAGUGGAUCUCAUGAAAGAGCGUAACGUCAUAAAAAACAGGUAUACAGUAAAGGUUGAAAGAGAGCUGGAGCUGGAUGAGAGGGCCCUUCACGACCUGCAGACAGACAGACAGCUCUACCUGUGUAAGGCAGUAGAGAACUACAUACAAUGUCUGGAGCAAGGGGAGGAGCAUGACACCUGGGUGUUCCGCUUGGCAUCUCUCUGGCUGGAAAAUGCUGACAUUAUGCCAGUCAAUGACAUGAUGAAGAAAGGAGUGAAGACUAUCCCCUCCUACAAGUUUUUACCCCUUAUGUAUCAGCUUGCUGCCCGUAUGGGAACCAAGAUGGCGUCCGGCAUAGGGGACGAUGUGGGCUUCCAUGACAUCCUUAGUGACUUGAUCUUCCGCUCCUGUCUUGAGCAUCCACAUCAUACACUGUUCAUCAUCUUUGCCCUGGUCAACGCCAACAAAGAUGAACAAUUUUGUACUCGUCGGCUAACUAAGAGUGCUCCACAUCAGUCAUCGCCAUUUGAUAUGGAGCGUUCAGAUAUGGCCCGGAAGAUCACCGAUGCCAUCAGGAAAAAGAGAGGCAAGAUGAUCCGAGAUAUCGAGCGGCUAUGUGAUGCUUAUAUCACACUUGCUUAUUUGGAUGCCAGCAGGCACAAGACAGAGAAGAAGGCAAUUCCCAUUCCUGCAGAUCAGCCCAUUCAUCAAAUCAAAGACCUGGAUGACGUUGCUAUUCCCACUGUUGAGAUCAAGGUUGAUCCUUCGGGUUGCUAUGAUGACGUGGUGACUGUCCGUUCGUUCAUCCCUCAUUAUCACCUGGCUGGAGGAGCCAACCUGCCCAAGAUCAUAGACUGUGUCGGCUCUGAUGGCAAGCGCAGAAGGCAGUUGGUAAAGGGUAAAGACGACCUGCGGCAAGAUGCGGUGAUGCAGCAGGUGUUUGCCAUGUGCUCCAUGUUGCUGCAGCGAAACACCGAUACUCGCAAGAGGAAGCUCAACAUCAGAAGAUAUAAGGUGGUGCCGUUCUCUCAGUGCAGCGGGGUUCUGGAAUGGUGCUCCGGUACGGUUCCCCUUGGAGAGUUCCUGGCGAACCCCAUCAAAGGGGCCCACAAGCGAUACCGACCACAGGACGCGUCCAACCUAGCCUGCCGCAAGAAGAUGAUGGAAGCACAGCCACAUGGGUUUGACGAGAAGCUGUGUGCUUACAUGGAGGUGUGCAAAAACUUCAAGCCUGUUUUCAGAUAUUUCUGCAUGGAACGCUUCGUGGACCCCGCAGUGUGGAUGGAAAAGCGGCUGGCCUACACCCGCAGUGUGGCCACUUCCUCCAUUGUCGGCUACAUCGUUGGCCUCGGUGACCGACACAUUCAGAACAUCCUGAUUGAUGAGCAGACCGCUGAGCUGGUGCACAUUGACUUAGGUGUGGCAUUUGAGCAAGGCAAGAUUCUGCCCACUCCAGAGACCGUCCCCUUCAGGCUCUCCAGGGACAUUGUGGAUGGAAUGGGCAUCACUGGAGUAGAGGGAGUUUUCAGAAGAUGUUGUGAGAAGACCAUGGGGGUCAUGAGAAGCUCUCAAGAAGCUUUGCUGACCAUUGUGGAGGUUUUGCUCUAUGACCCCUUGUUCGACUGGACCAUGAGCCCUUUAAAAGCCUUUAACCUGCAACAUGACGAGCAGCAGGAGCUCAACGCCACGCUCAGUUCAACCAUGGGAGGGGACGACUUGGACAACCAUCGUAAACACAGUGACAGCCAGAGCUUCAACAAAGUGGCGGAGCGAGUGCUGCUGCGACUGCAGGAAAAACUCAAGGGAGUGGAGGGUGGCACAGUGCUCUCAGUGGGUGGGCAGGUUAAUCUGCUCAUCCAACAGGCCAUGGACCCCAUAAACCUUAGCAGGCUCUACCCGGGCUGGCAGGCCUGGGUGUAGCUGUCACACCAGAACAGGUUCUUACAUUAUCUGUAUCUUCAUUUUUACAUUAAAAAUGGAAAGCUGUUCAUUAUGAAGUUUGCAAACGUGCUGCUUGUUGCCAUUUUUAAAUACUUUACUGCAAUUUGAAUGUUUUUAUGUUGACUUCCUUGCUAAAUGUCAUACAUAGUGAUGAUCCUCUUACUUGGUAAUUAUAUUACAUACAGCUAAAAUAAAGUUAAAAGAAAAAAUACACAUUUGGAGUGUUUGGACUGUGCACUCGAGCGUGGCCCGGUGUUUAGACAAGUGAACAAAGCUCAUUGUGCUUUCUGUAGGCUGAGGUGGAAAACUUUAGAUGUCAGAUAACAAGGCGUGUCCACGUAGCCUCACCAUCAUUCAUUUGGUCAUUCUGGUGACACAGCCCAGUGACAUUAGAGAGACCUUUUUUUUUUUUUUUUUUUUUUAGAAGUCGCCGCUAUUCAAGAAUAACACUAUUUCAUUCUUUCCAUUGGGUGACAACAGUUAGUUUUGAACAGAUUUGAAUGUGGGGCAUUUAAUCUAUCCUGACAGAAAAAUAUUCUUGAGCUGACGGACAAAGUACGAAAAAUAGAAAUGAGCACCAAUCGGGUAAGUUAUUUUAAUAAUGACUUGUGUAUGAUUAAAUCAAUAAAUAAUUUUAUUAUGCCA
Messenger RNA from Syngnathus typhle (broad-nosed pipefish), 10100 nucleotides. RefSeq names its product ATM serine/threonine kinase (gene atm). Gene Ontology annotation, biological process: DNA repair. The record is from RefSeq and is a predicted model, not a curated record. Gene Ontology annotation, molecular function: protein binding; protein serine/threonine kinase activity. NCBI's taxonomy places the organism in Eukaryota, Metazoa, Chordata, Actinopteri, Syngnathiformes, Syngnathidae. The coding region runs from base 186 to 9434 and encodes 3082 amino acids. The transcript is spliced from 63 exons.